This is a messenger RNA of Micropterus dolomieu (smallmouth bass), 932 nucleotides long. RefSeq lists its product as uncharacterized. Lineage: Eukaryota; Metazoa; Chordata; Actinopteri; Centrarchiformes; Centrarchidae. The coding region runs from base 96 to 599 and encodes 167 amino acids. The record is from RefSeq and is a predicted model, not a curated record. The transcript has 4 exons.
GUUUUGUGUCACGGUUGAAGGAUCGUACUGCAGAGCGUGUUCUGCUGCUGUGACCUGGAAAGACCCCCUUCACUACUUCAAAGAAAGUCAGCAAGAUGAGGACAAAGGGGGUUCUGGUCCUGCUCUGCGUGAUCUUAACAUGUGGAGCUCAGAAAUGGAAACAGGAAACCUCAUUACGGGACCCUAAAGCAGAACACACCAGCCGCAACACUUGCUCCAACCUGACCCAGGUACUGGACAACUGGAAAUAUGCCAUCGUAACCCAACUGAAAGACCUCCUGAUCAAUGACCACGCCUCUGUCCUGCCUGAAUACAACAGGAUCCAGCCUCUGUCAGACGCUCUGACAGACCUCUACAGGCAGUUUAACACUCUAAAAGACGAGCUGGGGAGGCUCACCACAAAGUUUGACAGUGUGGAGGGUUUUGUGGAUGACCUCAAGGACGGCAGAUUCACUCGGCCUCAGCGUCCCGUGCAGAGGAUUCCCCCCAGCGUCGGUCUGAGGUCUCCACUGCGAGCACAGAUGAGGGGUCCCGGCAGGGGGAUUAUCAAGGAGCCAACACAUAUCAGAGCGAGGAGGAGAGGGCCACAGAGACCUUAGUCAUAUGCUGUUUUAUUCACUAAUGCUGAUGUAUCAAACAAGAGCUGAUAUGUUUAUAUAUUUUUCAGAAGACAAUGAUUAGUUUUUUUAUUGAUGAGUGUGAUGUGAGAAGAGGUCACAUAAAAAAGACUGGUUUAGUGAUGCAUGGUGUAGAAAAGAUGAUGGAACUUUUUUUUUUAUCUCUGAAAAUGUAUUUAUCUUUGCUUCUUUGUACAAAGUCACUUUCAACCACAAGGUGGCAGCAUGUGUCAAAUUAUCUCCCUGUCAUCCUGCUGCUCUGUGUGUAUUAAUAGCUGGCUACAAAGUGACAUAAGGCCGAAAAGAUAAUCUAUA